Molecule: messenger RNA, 1685 nt
Organism: Plectropomus leopardus (leopard coralgrouper)
Lineage: Eukaryota; Metazoa; Chordata; Actinopteri; Perciformes; Serranidae
Source: RefSeq, a predicted model, not a curated record
UGACAUUGUGGGAAAAGCUAUUCAAGAACAUCCCUCCAUUCUGGAUAAUGUCAGCAAUUUCUUUAUGAGUGACUUGUGAGCAAUGGAGGAGCACAAAGCCAUCCUAAAAUUUUUCCGGAACCUCUCAGAGGAGGAGAAUGGGGACAUAAUACAAGGAGACACAGAGCUGAGUUUUAAUCAUGUAAAGAAAAAUGGGGAUAUGAGUUCUGAAGAAACUCUGAAGAACAGCAGAGACUUCUUAUCGCAUGCUAUAUCGCCUCAUGUUGGAGAGAAUACGACCCCUAACUCAGAGGGAUAUAUACCUUGGAGAGAAGCUGGAAAUGACUCAGAUAUGACAGAGGAGGAGAGGAAUAAUGUCAACCUCAGAGAGCAGCAAAGUGUGGCUGCAAACGCUGAAAAUGGCUCAGAGAAGCAGAUGUUUGCAACAAAUCAAGAACAGAAUAAGACACCAAAUGAAAAUUGUGACAAAGGUAAUGGCUGCAGCAAGGAAGAUUGUCACAUAUCAGAGAACUUGCUGCAUGAAAGUGAAUUGAAUGAAUCUGUGCAACCAAGAUGUCAACUCAUUGCAAAUGACUCAGCAAAUACAGGUAGUGAUUGUGUUGCACCAGUCAGUGUCGAGCAGGACGACACUGAAGAUGCUAAUCAGAGAGAGAGAAAAGAAGAAAAUGUUCACAGCCAGGAAGAUUUUAUUUCAAGUACUUACAGUUUGGAUUUUGACCCUGAGGAAUCUGCAGAAAGUGCAUCAUUUAAACCCAAACAUGCAGAGAUGACCGUGACUCGGACAGGACCUGCAGUUGAGGAUGAACCUACACCAGCGCUAGAGGAAGCCUUUAGCCCUUCUUGCAUUCAAAAUGAAGAGAAGAACGAUGCAGAAGAGGACAGUUAUGACGAAGAAGAGAAAAGAGAUGUAUUUCCAGAUUUUUCUGCUCAAUCCCACCAUCCUUCCAUUCCAAAAGACGAAAAUAUCUUCAUAACAUCUGCAGCCAACAACCCUCCACCUGGAUCCACCUUGACUCGAGCCACCUUCUCCCCAGGCUCCUCCACGGACAAACAGAUCCAGCUCCCAGCCCUCUUCAGCGGCCUGAGGGUCCUCAGGAAGGGGGUGGUUGGGCCCGAGCACGACACCGUGGCACAGAUCAAACCGUCUUCUCAAGGAGCAAGGAGGGACAUUUUCCCUGAGAGGCAAGGUGAUGCUAAAGUUCAGGGAGGCUUCCUGGGUCAGAUCUCCCAGUUCCUGAACCGGGAAAAGAGAGAUGAGAAAGAGGAGAGGAAGGAGGCUGAGGGAGAGCAGGAUGAGACUGAUGAGAUUGAAGAAGGUCAAGAGGGUGAUAGGAAAGAACCCGAAACAGAGGAGGAGGUUUCAACUGAGUCCACGAAACCUUCUGUGUCCAGUGCAGAGGCAGCAUUCGAUGCCUUUAAGGCCUUUUUCACCCCGAAGCCUUUAAAGAAGGACCCAGCAGAGAAGGUGGACCUGGAGGCAGUGAGGAAGAAGAUAAGAGCAGAUAAAGAUGUGCUGAGAGCGCUUUUUGAGAGAACCAAUAAGACCCCUGAGAAGAAAGACUCAGCUGAUGGCAAAUCAGAAGCAUCCACCCCAGCAGAGGGAGAGGAGAGAACUCCUGGCCGCCUACAAGCUGUCUGGCCGCCACUUAAAGAGGAAAAAGUUGGGCUGAAAUAUACAGAAGCAG